GGAUCCCUCCGUUUCCAAAUCUAUUGAAAGGAUCUUCAAGAUCUGGGAGGACAGAAAUGUGUACCCCGAGGAAACCAUUUUGGCACUGAAAGAAGCUCUGAGUACCACGUUCAAAACUCAGAAGCAGCUGAAGGAAACGCUGAACAAACAACCGAACAAGCCGUGGAAGAAGUCGCAAACAUCCACGAACCCAAAAGCUGCUUUGAAGUCCAAGAUCGUUGCCGAAUUCAGACCGCAGUCUCUCAUCGAUGAGCUGCUGCUGUACAAGCGCUCGGAAGAUCAGAUCGAGCUGAAGGAGAAGCAGCUUUCCACCAUGAGAGUGGACGUGUGCAGCACCGAGACGCUCAAGUGCUUGAAAGACAAAACGGGAGGAAAGAAAUUCUCCAAGGAGUUUGAGGAAGCGAGUUCAAAGCUGGAGGAAUUUGUGAAUGGCCUGGACAAGCAAGUGAAGAACGGCCCCUCGCUCACUGAGGCCCUGGAGAACGCCGGGAUAUUUUAUGAAGCGCAGUACAAGGAAGUGAAAGUGGUAGCAAAU
This is a messenger RNA of Mesitornis unicolor (brown roatelo), 535 nucleotides long. RefSeq names its product regulation of nuclear pre-mRNA domain-containing protein 2-like. The annotation marks the transcript as partial. Gene Ontology annotation, cellular component: RNA polymerase II, holoenzyme. Gene Ontology annotation, molecular function: RNA polymerase II complex binding. Lineage: Eukaryota; Metazoa; Chordata; Aves; Mesitornithiformes; Mesitornithidae. The transcript is spliced from 5 exons. Gene Ontology annotation, biological process: mRNA 3'-end processing. The record is from RefSeq and is a predicted model, not a curated record.